AUGGUCAUGGCAGCAGUGACAACCAAUUUCUCCCAGUUUGCUCGCUUCACAAGCCUCCCUCCAGAGCUGCGCUACCUUAUAUGGCGUUACGCAUUACCCGACAACAUUGGCCAAGUCCUGUUCCCCUAUAAAAAGGGGUGUUGGUGCCCUCGGUACUUGUCAGAAUCUGACGAGGCAUAUAACGAAUGGUGCAGUACAGUAUUCGAGUUCCGGCACGAUUUAUUAGACCCGGUCCAGUUUGAUGUACCACUAGUCUUCGUUAACAGGGAAUCCCGCGCCGUCGCCUUAGCUUGGGUUCGAAAAAUGGGCAUCCAGGUGCGCUUUCAUAGGGACAAGCAGGCCUUCGUCUUUGUGCGCCAGCUAUACCCUGUGCGUGAUGUGUUAUACGUUCCGUUUGACAAGAUAGACGAAUUCAUACUCGAGCCUAUCGAUCGCCAAUUUGAGCCAGAUCUCGUCGGCCGGAUGGUGGAUGUGCAACCAAACGUCAGACACCUCGCCGUGCCAGAGGCGCUGUUGCAGAGUGACCCUGCUGCACUACGCGAGAUAUUUGAAUUAUUAUAUCAUCCAGAAGUAUUAUUUAUUAUAAUAGGUGCGCAGCCGGAUUGGAACGACAGCAACACCAACGUAUACCAACGAUGGGAGCUCGAUGUCACGCAGGGAAGAGGCUUCUUCUGGAAUUCCGAGCAUGGCUGCUUUGACUAUAGUAUUGGACUGCCAAUCGGAGACGAAAUGCUAUGUCAGCGAAUAGAGCGAGCUGUAAAAGACUUCGGGUCAUUAUUCAUGGGAAGCCAUCUUGUGGACGGCUUCGAGAUACGACCUGUCUUUGCUGUUAGAAAAUGA
This is a messenger RNA of Aspergillus nomiae NRRL 13137, 840 nucleotides long. RefSeq names its product 2EXR domain-containing protein. The record is from RefSeq and is a predicted model, not a curated record. NCBI's taxonomy places the organism in Eukaryota, Fungi, Ascomycota, Eurotiomycetes, Eurotiales, Aspergillaceae. The coding region runs from base 1 to 840 and encodes 279 amino acids. The transcript has a single exon.